This is a messenger RNA of Drosophila teissieri, 962 nucleotides long. It is a transcript of the gene mms4, whose product is annotated as crossover junction endonuclease EME1. Gene Ontology annotation, cellular component: nucleus; Holliday junction resolvase complex. Bases 30 to 959 code for a protein of 309 amino acids. Gene Ontology annotation, molecular function: DNA binding; nuclease activity. The transcript has a single exon. The record is from RefSeq and is a predicted model, not a curated record. Gene Ontology annotation, biological process: replication fork processing; double-strand break repair; resolution of meiotic recombination intermediates. Lineage: Eukaryota; Metazoa; Arthropoda; Insecta; Diptera; Drosophilidae.
UUUACAAUAUUUGGCGGACAUUUGUCACAAUGUCAAAUAAAGUGGACAAACUGCACAAACAGGCGUUACGGGAACAACAAAAGCGAAUCAAGCCCGGAGAAUGCAUGAAAUACGUGCGACUGGUCAUAGAUGCCGGAUUUCUGGCCAUUCCCGUUGGCCAGGAGACUCUGCAACAAUUGAAUGCGACGGAUUUGAAGUACGAAAUAAGGAGCUUGCCCGUGAGCCACUGCAUCCUGUGGGAACGGAAUGUGGGCCAGCAGACGAUUGCUGUGGGCAACAGUCCCACUGGCCUGGAUGAAGCUUGGACACCGGAAAACCAAGUGGUCCAAUGGCUACCCGAAAGCAGCUUCCAAAAGGCAGUGAAGGAUGAAAGUCUUGUUUGUCUGGGACCCCGAUUGCAGGCUUCAUUUCCGGACUGCCAGUACACUAUUGUCCUACCAACGCUCCGUCAUAGCAAGCAUGGCAACUCGGCCAGCCAGGACGCUCUGAUUGAAAUGCAGUUGCUCCAGGAGCUGCACGUGGAGCAGCUCAAUAAGCCGGAAAGCCAGGAACUAGUGGCCCUGCUGCAACGCUAUACAAAAGCAAUAGCCGAAGCCCCUUACAAGAAACAACGCAGCGAAACAUUGGGAGGCUUCAAGAAGUAUCUGGCCAACGACAAGAAGCAGUGCGUCCGAGUGGAUCAGGGCAAUGGAUACGGACGUCUCUGGCAGCAGCAUCUGAAUCGACUGCCUCUGGUCACCCUAGAAGUGGCCGAGUCCAUUAUAGCCCAGUAUCCUUGUCCCAAGAAACUGAUUGAUCAAUUUUCCAGUGAUCCACAGGCGGUCCAAAGUCUCGCCGAUUUAAAGAUCAAGCGCUGCAAUGGACCUCAACCCCUUCACACCGAACGACGUAUUGGAAAUGUUCUCAGCAACAAACUGUAUACAUUGUAUACUGCCAAGGACCCCAACACUCUGAUCUAGGAA